Messenger RNA from Fusarium coffeatum, 1482 nucleotides. RefSeq lists its product as uncharacterized. Gene Ontology annotation, molecular function: metalloexopeptidase activity. Gene Ontology annotation, biological process: proteolysis. NCBI's taxonomy places the organism in Eukaryota, Fungi, Ascomycota, Sordariomycetes, Hypocreales, Nectriaceae. The record is from RefSeq and is a predicted model, not a curated record. The transcript has 5 exons. Bases 1 to 1482 code for a protein of 493 amino acids.
AUGAAAUUCACCACUGCACUUGCGGCUUUGUCGUUGCUGGCUCCUGUCUUUGCAUUAGCCAAGGAAAAGAAGUUGGACUCAGUCAGAUUACAGGCCGACAUCAAGACAGAUAAUCUCAUGUCAAAUCUCGAAGCUCUCAAUGAUAUCUCCUUCGAUAACGGUGGCAACAGAGCAUUCGGCUCCCCCGGCUACGAUGCAUCUGUCGCGUACAUAUACAGGCGCGCCUCUGAAGUGAAGGACGCCAAAGUCUGGAAACAAUACCUUUCUGUGAAAUCCAUUUCUGUCGACUCUAUUGCUCUCAAAGUUGAUGAUAAGCACAUCCGCAUAUAUGGCCUGACAUACUCGCCAUCUACAAGUGCACAGGGUAUCACGGCCGAGAUCGUGCUAGGACCUGAAGGCGCUGCAGGUUGCGACGCGUCUUCCUAUCGCGGCCUUGACGUAAAGGACAAAAUCGUGCUCGUACAGCGCUCCCGAUGUCCCAACGGCGAUACUCUGGUUGGAAGAGUUAUGCCUGCUGCAGCGGCGGGUGCCGCUGCCGUAAUUAUUUAUCACGAUCUCUCGACGGAUGUGACUACUGGCUCGCUUGGUGCGUCUGACACAAAGAAGUACGUUCCUGCGGGACUGAUUAACAGUCGUGAUGGAUUGAAGCUCAAGGAGAGGAUCAAGGCGGGCCAAAAGGUUGAGGCCCAUUUUCAGCAAACGCAGAACAUUAAGAACAGGGUCACGCAAAACGUUAUCGCUGAAACUUCGGGUGGUGAUCCUCGCAAUGUCAUCAUGGUCGGCGCUCAUCUUGACAGUGUCCAAGCUGGUCCUGGUAUCAACGAUAAUGGCUCCGGAUCCUCCCUCAUUCUAGAACUUUUUAUCGCUUUAUCAAACUACGAAACGAAAAGUAAGAUUCGCUUCGCUUGGUGGGGCGCUGAAGAGAAAGGUCUUCUCGGCAGCAACUUCUACACGUCCAACCUGGCCAUCACGGACGUUAACGAUCUCCUCGUGUAUCUCAACUUCGACAUGGUCGCCAAAGGCUACUUCGGCGUCGCUGACACAGAUGGUAGUUCUUACGGAUCCAAGGCCCCCAAGGGCUCUGAAGUGACCGAAAAGAUCUUUGUGGAAUAUUUUACGAGUAAAGGGAUAGCGGUCACGCCUGUCGCGUUGACAAAUGGAAGUGAUUAUGCUUCCUUUUGGCAGAAUUUGAACAAGCCUUUUGGAUUUUUACAUACUGGCACGGCCGUUGAGCAGGAUCCUUGCUAUCAUCAGGUUUGUGACACUAUCAACAACAUCGACCCCAGGACACUUACUAUUAAUGCUAAAGUGAGUUCACUUAUCCAACGUAACAUCAUGCACGGUUCUGAGCAUCGCCAGGCUGCCGCACACAUGCUUGCCAUUCUCGAUGAGUGGGGUAGCAAGUUAAUCCCUAAGACCCAGGCGACCACCACAUCCGUCCAUAGCCUCCAGCAGCGACAUGUUGGACAUAAUCUCGGGUAG